AUGAAUACCACAAUAUCAUCAUGUAUUUUAAGAUUGGCUGAAUAAUUAUUAUUUUCAGUUCUUAAUCUAUCUUAAUAAGCUUUAAGAUCAGCUUCUCUNCCAUUAUCAGUAUUGCUUCUUAGAAGAAAUGCAAAAGUCACUAUUUGUCAUUCCGAAACCACUGUCUAAGAACAUGUAGAAAAAGUAUAUAUAUGUAUAAAUCAUUCAUUAGGCAGACAUUGUGAUUUCAUGUGCAGGUCAUAAAGAAUUGGUCAAAGGAGAAUGGAUCAAAAAUGGGGCAAAAGUUAUUGAUGUUGGAAUUACUAGGAUUCCAGGAACCAAUAAAAUUGUAGGAGAUAUUGAAUUUCAUAAAGUUUAAAAUAUUCCUUUAUUUUAGGCUCUGACUAAAGUCAGUUUCAUUACACCUGUCCCAGGGGGAGUUGGUCCUUUGACUGUUUCUAUGUUAUUUAAAAAUCUAUAUCGAGUUUGGUGUCGAUCCAAUGGAUUACAGCUUAAUAUUGAUGAAUAAGAUGAAGAAUUGGAUUAUGCUUAAAACUACUAAUUCUGA
Molecule: messenger RNA, 547 nt
Organism: Paramecium pentaurelia
Lineage: Eukaryota; Ciliophora; Oligohymenophorea; Peniculida; Parameciidae
Source: the annotation of a GenBank genome assembly